Molecule: messenger RNA, 2212 nt
Organism: Juglans microcarpa x Juglans regia
Lineage: Eukaryota; Viridiplantae; Streptophyta; Magnoliopsida; Fagales; Juglandaceae
Product: probable receptor-like protein kinase At1g11050
Exons: 1
Coding region: 127-2055 (642 amino acids)
Biological process (GO): protein phosphorylation
Molecular function (GO): ATP binding; protein kinase activity
Source: RefSeq, a predicted model, not a curated record
AAUCGAUGCUUUGCAUCUGUCUCAAAACACCAUUGGCUUCAACCUAGUUCUAGUUAAUUCUCUCUUUCUCUCUCUCUCAAAUCCAAGAUUCCAAGCCAAGCAAACUUCCUAGGGAGCGAAGCAGCUAUGAAUCAAGUUGCUCUGCUGCUUCUCUCACUGUCUUUUCUCACUUUAACCUCAGCAGUCCCCUCCCCUCCUCCAAGCAACAUCUCAACGGCCGCAUGCCCCAUGGACCUCGACUAUGUCCUGAGAAUCCCAUGGAACACCUCACACUGCAAAAAGUUUGAAUCCAACAGAACAUUAUGUUGCCAAGACCUCUUAUCCCUCUAUGGCAUAGCCCUUGCCCAACGCCUCAGAGAUACCUCUCUCUUUGAACUCCCCGACCUCCCCACCUCCAUUUCUUGCCUCCAAGACUUCCAAUCCAAGCUCACCUCCCUCUCCCUCACCACCAACCUCGUAUCCUCUUGCUUUACCCCUCAACAGUUUGUCAUCUCACCCAACAUCUGUGCCGGCGUAGUCUCCACUCAAGAUUGGGUCGCCAAGCUUGGCCCCAACACUUCUCUGGAUGCCGCUUGCCGGCCAGACCUCACUGAUCUCAUUUCCUGUGGCAGCUGCGUGGAAGCUGGGACCCGGACUCAGCGUGACUUGAUUGCUAUCGACGGUAAUACCUCCAAAGCUUUAGAUUGCUGGCAGUUUGCUAUUCUCUAUGCUGCUGGUAUUGUUAAUGAGUUUGGACCUAAGGGUGAGAGUGCUCUGGUAUGUAUUUUCAGUUUAUCGCUUAAUUCACAAGCGGGUUCGGGGAGUAAAAGCCGUUCUGGUCUUGUUUUUGGGUUAACUGGAGCUGCGGUUGCAAUUUUGGUCAUGUCUUGUUUGUUGGGAUUGUACUUUUGGUUCGAUAGGAGGUGGAUGAAGAGGAAGGCUGGGGGAUCUGAUUUUGAUUACGGUAAGGAUAUUGAAGAACAAGGGUCUAGGCCACGAGUGAGGCCAAAUACAGGGUCGAUUUGGUUCAAAAUUCAGGACCUUGAGAAGGCAACUGAUAAUUUUUCCCAGAAGAAUUUUAUUGGUCGGGGUGGUUUUGGAUUGGUUUAUAAAGGGGUUUUACCAGAUGGAACUGUGGUAGGGGUGAAGAGGAUUUUGGAAUCCGAUAUUGAAGGAGCGGCGGAGUUUUGCAAUGAGGUUAAUAUUAUUAGCAAUUUGAAGCACCGAAAUCUUGUUCCACUUAGAGGGUGCUGUAUGAUCGAUGGAGACAAUGAUUGUGAUGAGAGGGGAAGUCAGAGGUACCUCGUAUAUGAUUACAUGCCAAAUGGCAAUCUCGAAAACCAUCUGUUUCCAUCUGCUGAUGGUGGAUUGGGGAAGGAAUCGUUGACAUGGCCUCAACGAAAAAGCAUUAUCUUGGAUGUUGCAAAGGGUUUAGCUUAUUUGCACUAUGGAGUGAAACCAGCAAUAUAUCAUAGAGAUAUCAAGGCAACAAACAUACUGUUGGAUGCGGAUAUGAGAGCAAGAGUGGCGGAUUUUGGGCUUGCAAAGCAGAGUAGAGAGGGCCAGUCUCAUCUCACAACCAGAGUGGCCGGAACCCAUGGGUACCUGGCCCCGGAAUAUGCACUAUAUGGACAGCUGACGGAAAAGAGUGACGUUUAUAGUUUCGGAGUGGUGGUUUUGGAGAUAAUGUGUGGCAGAAAAGUUCUUGAUUUGUCAUCAGGAUCACCACGUGCAUUUCUGAUAACAGACUGGGCUUGGUCAUUGGUAAAAGCUGAAAAAGUAGAAGCAGCUUUAGAUGCUUCUUUGUUGAAAGAUGGGGAUUCUGAGAAUUCGAAUCCAAAGAGCAUAAUGGAGAGAUUUGUGCUGGUUGGAAUCUUGUGUGCUCAUGUCAUGGUCGCUUUGAGGCCAACUAUUUUGGAUGCCCUGAAAAUGUUGGAAGGAGAUAUCGAGGUUCCUACAAUUCCCGAUAGACCGAUGCCUCUUGCACACCCUUCAUUUAUUAGCGAUCGUAAUAACUUCAGUAUAUCACCAGCACUAAGUGGGCCACAAUUACAUAAUGGGGACAUGCUCAGGUAAUCAAGAAAGUAGUUUUUUUUUUUUUUUUUCCAAAAUUUCUGCAUCAUUGAAAGAAUGUAGAGAGGUGGAAGCCCUGCCCUGUAUAUUGAAGGCCCUUUGUUAUACGGAUUCAAUGUAUCAAGCAUCUAAAUGCAUAUAAGGGUCAUGGACCAAAGAC